Molecule: messenger RNA, 1041 nt
Organism: Miscanthus lutarioriparius
Lineage: Eukaryota; Viridiplantae; Streptophyta; Magnoliopsida; Poales; Poaceae
Source: the annotation of a GenBank genome assembly
AUGAGGCCCUCCACCAGCGCUGCCAAGCGGCAGCGGAAGGCAGUGCCGCUCGGCGACGUCACCAACCUCCUCCGCCCCGAGACCCCUACCCCGAUCAAGCCCAGAAGGACUGCACGCCGGCCCCUCCCCGCGCCCUCCGACGCCUCCGCUGUCUCCUCCACCUGCUCCUCCUCCGCCUCGGUCACGCCGGCGCUCAAGCCAUCUUCCUCCUCGUCGGCCACGCCCGCGCCCGAGCCUUCCUCCUCCGCCCCGGUCACGCCCGCGCCCCAACCGUCGUCCUCCACCACGGUCACGCCCGCGCCCAAGCCGUCCUUCGCCGCCGUCCUCGACGAGGUGGGGAGCGUUUUUGAAUCGCCGACCAUCUGCACGGUUUACGUGAGGCACAGGACUACCGAGGCUGAGGCUGAGGCCGAGGGAAGGAUCAACCCCACCAUCACCAACAAGGGCAAGGAACCUGUCGGUGCUGCGGCAAGUUGCCCGCCUCUUGGAAAAUCCACGAAGAAUAUCGGAUUUUCUGCGUCAAGCACCUUCAAUAAUUUGAAGACCAAGCAUACAGAACCAGCUGUACUCGAAAAGAACAGGUGUGGCAUGGUAUACAGAAAGGCCAGCACCAAGAACAAGCAACCAGCUGCACCCUACCAAGCAGCUUCAGGUGCUCACACCAUUGGGCUAGCACGUUGCACCAACUUCAGAGCCCACAUAUAUAAUGACACCGACAUUGACGCUGCCUUUGCAAAAACAAGGCAAUCAGCCUGCCCAAGCACCUCAGGUGCAGGUGACAACAACCUGGCACCAUUGGACCUUCCAACCCCUACCGUCUUCGAGAACAACUACUACAAGAACCUUCUUAGCAAGAAGGGCCUUCUACACUCUGACCAAGAGCUUUUCAAUGGCGGAGCCACCGACGCGCUGGCCCAAUCUUAUGUUGGUAGCCAGAGCACGUUUUUUGCAGAUUUUGUGACGGGUAUGAUCAAGAUGGGUGACAUUACACCAAUUGACGGGCUCCAACGGCCAGAUAAGGAAGAACUGCAGAAGAGUUAA